This is a messenger RNA of Drosophila willistoni, 1046 nucleotides long. RefSeq lists its product as uncharacterized. NCBI's taxonomy places the organism in Eukaryota, Metazoa, Arthropoda, Insecta, Diptera, Drosophilidae. The coding region runs from base 1 to 1035 and encodes 344 amino acids. The transcript has 4 exons. The record is from RefSeq and is a predicted model, not a curated record.
AUGACUGCUGCAACAAGAGUAAGAAGAAACGCCAUCAAUGGCUGGUUGCUUGGUUUAUGCUGUCUCGUUUGUCUUGUCGUUGUGGUGCAAGGCAGUUCUCCACCAGCAGCAGCCACAGCCACAGCCAUAUCCAAGGAUGCAGCAGCAAUUCACAAAGGUUUAUAUACCAAAACCAAAAGACAGGACAAACAGCGAGGAAUUACUGAUGUCAUGAUGCAUGCAGGCGGCUCAAAGCAGCAGCAGCAACAGCAACAACAACAACCAUCACUGACAAGAAAUGCCCAUGGACUCAAUAAGAAGAUGCUCAGCAAAAUGGGCUUCAUGAAGGUAAAGGCCCCUAAUAGCCAUAACAGGAAACGUUUGGCUGUUGAGUCACGACGUCAUGCAUCUAGCGAUGAUUCACACAUGUUUAUCAUCAAAUUGCCGCCAAAUCUGCAUUACUAUACUGGUCCCCACAAUCCGGUCAAGAAUUCUCUGGAUCAUCAUCAACAGCAGAAGCAGCAACAACAACAACAAUUGUCGACUGGCGAAACGUCGCCAACAGCAACAACUGAGGCGUCGGCGUUGAAAACUAACGGGAAAAAGGUCUCAUUUCCCUUUAGCUCGAACGGACGGCCGGGACGCAUCUAUCACUGGAAUUUGCCCGUGCUCAAGCAGGCCCUGCACAAGCAGAAACAGAAGCAAUUGAAUGCCCAAACUAAUCUUGGCCAUGAUCAUCAUCCGCAGCUGCAGUUGCAGCCACAUUCGCAUCAUCUUGUCUCAACGGCUGAUCGCAAUCGUCUGCUGGAUAUUGAAAAGCAACAGCCCACCUGGCGCAAGCCAUGGGAGAAUGAGACCAUCGAGAAAUCCUUCAACGGCAAAUCCAAAUAUAAGAAGUCCUUGAAACCCAAAUCGCCAACAUACUACGCCCCCGCCCAGGCAGUGAGUAAGCAAAGUUUUCACAAAUAUUUUGCCGGCAAUGGCAAACCCAAGGGCUUCUAUGUGAUCAAGGAGCAUCAGACUAAGCCGCAAUUCUAUCAGAAUAUCAUAUCAUAAAUUGAUCAGUA